AUGGAUGCAUCAAAUGUUGGCAUAAGGGCAGCUCUAAGUCAAGAGGGGCAACCAGUGGCCUUCUUUAGUGAGAAAUUGAAUGAGGCACGUAAGAAGUAUUCGAUUUAUGAGUUUUAUGCAAUGGUGCAAACCUUGCGCUACUGGAGAUGCUAUCUGAUUCAUAGGGAGUUUGUUCUAUACUCAGAUCAUGAUGCACUCCGGUAUUUGAGUUCUCAGAAGAAGUUGAAUGCGCGACAUGCUAAGUGGAUGACCUUCCUUCAAGAAUACACAUUCCUAUUAAAGCGUAAGGCUGCAACCCAAAAUAAAGUAGCUGAUACUUUAAGUAGAAGGAUAGUGUUGCUUAGAACUAUGUCUAUGAAAGUAUUAGGGUUUGAAGUGAUAAACUGUCAAUAUAAAGUUGGUCCAAUUUUCAGCAAUGUCCUUGAAAUGUGUGUUGAUGGACGAGACCCUAUGGGUGAGUAUCUCAUGCAUCAUAGUUGUUUAUUUAAAGGUAUGCGGUUAUGUAUACCUGAUUGCUCCCUAAGGGAGAAAAUAAUCAUGGAGCUUCACGUUGGGGGCGUAGGUGAGUAUUUUGGGAAGGACAAAACUAUGGCUAUGGUUGGAGAAAAAUAUUUUUGGCCAUAUAUGCGGAGAGAUGCUGAUCGAUUUGUGCCCGAUGUCGAACUUGCAAAGAGAACUAUGGAUGCUACACAUAUCGCAAAUAUCUUUUUCAAAGAUAUUGUAAGGUUACAUGGUGUUCCCAAGUCUAUUACAUCUGAUUGGGAUACAAAAUUCUUAAGUCAUUUUUGGCACACUUUGUGGAAGCGCAUGGGAACUAAACUUCAAUUUUCUAGUACCUAUCAUUCUCAAGCAGAUAGGCGGAUUGAAAUAGUGAAUAGGAGCCUUGGUAAUCUUUUGAGGAGUAUUGUUAGUGAUAACAUAUCUCAGUGGGACCUCGCUUUGCCCUAG
Amborella trichopoda is the source of this 948-nucleotide messenger RNA. NCBI's taxonomy places the organism in Eukaryota, Viridiplantae, Streptophyta, Magnoliopsida, Amborellales, Amborellaceae. The record is from RefSeq and is a predicted model, not a curated record.